Harpia harpyja (harpy eagle) is the source of this 9013-nucleotide messenger RNA. It is a transcript of the gene FAM234A, whose product is annotated as family with sequence similarity 234 member A. The transcript is spliced from 13 exons. The coding region runs from base 4454 to 6112 and encodes 552 amino acids. The record is from RefSeq and is a predicted model, not a curated record. Gene Ontology annotation, molecular function: protein binding. NCBI's taxonomy places the organism in Eukaryota, Metazoa, Chordata, Aves, Accipitriformes, Accipitridae.
CCGGAGCGGGAGCUCGGAAGAAGCGAGGGGCUCGGUGAAGCCGGUGGGCCGGCCGGCCGGCUGCUGCUGGGCCGCGGGGGCGAGCGGCGGGGUUGGUCCCAGGCCGCCUCUGCCCUGGCCUGCAGCCUGAGCCGGGCUGGGGAGCAGCGCUGCGAAACGCCGCGGCUCUUCAACGCUUCCUGCUGCGCUUGACCCAGCCCUGGUGUCUUCCCUGCGAUCGGAAGGGGUCGCGCAAGAAGUUGCCCAAAACCAUAUCGAGAAGCCUGGGAGAGAAUUUAAUCCCUUUUGCAAAAGCCACGGACUCUGCCGAGGUAGCUUGUUGCUGUAAUCCGCCGUUUGAUCUGAGCUAGUUUAUCCCGUGUGGUUGGCAGGCUGCGUACGAGUCCUGGGGAGACGCUUACACAGCACUUGCUACUGCGGGCCUGUAUUUCAAUCAAAUAGAAACACAAGAAACCCCCUCACCUCUACAGAGCUCAGCACACAGCCUUCAGCGCUCUUCCUGGAGAGGGUUCAAAUUCAUGUUUCUCUUUUCCUCAGCAGGCCACAAGCCUAGUCUGCAGGCAUGAAUUAGAGCGUUUCUGGCAGAAAGAAGAAUGUUUUAUUGUGUUAAAUUCCAAUCUAUCCCAUUUCCACCUUUUUUUCCUUAUUUUGGAAAGCAAAAACCUCUUAACUGCAGGGGCAGCCUGCCCUGCAGGGGGAGAUGGCUCGGUGCAACUGGAGCCAGCCCUCCCCAGUGCCGGAGCAGAAUUGGGCCCUGUUCGUGGGGCUGCCUGUGGAGGCUGGAAGCUGAGAGGCUUUGCAAGGCUGGGUGUUGGCUGUGCAGGUGGAACGGCCUGUGAAUGAGCUUUCCUCCGUGCACAUGUGCAAGAGGGGAAAAGAAAAAUUCCAUUUUGGGGGAGGAAAAAAGAGGUUUCUCUUGGAGAUAGUUGACAAGGACAGCAGCGGCUGGAGGAAGGCUGUUGCUUCAUGCUGCCAUAAACCUCUAGGCUGUGCAGCAAGGACCCAGCAGACAACACAGAGUUUGUGACCUGUGGAACAAGUGCUCCACUUAAAAAAUGUGCUUUCUUUUUGUCUUUUAAUAAACCUACAUGAACUGACCACAGCUGCUUCUGAAGGGUUUUCAUGCACCAAGAUCUCUCCAAAGCCCCUAGUGUGUUAAAUCUCCGGCAGUGCGGAGAAGCCGCUGUGCUUCUGACGCAAGCAGGGGAGCCCUGUGGAUGAGGUGGGGAUGUCUCUGACGUGAGCGAUUCAAACAACUCGCUAACUACUGCUCUUGGGGUUGACGCAAGGGAUCUGCAACAGUCUGGCUUUGAUCCUGCGAAGCUUGUAAGUUCUGGGAUGAUAAAUGGCAUGUGUUUCUGCUGCUCAGUUGUUAUUACUGGCGUAACCUGUAAUCAGAUCCACACAGUUUUGCAGCUUUAAUGCUGCUCUUCAUCUUAGAGUUUUGCUUUUCCCAUUACUGUCUUGGAAAAAGUACUGGAUCGUGUCUUGCUCUUUGCUAAACAGAUCGAGUUUCCCUACUUGAACUCCUGACUGUAGUGAAAACUGCCCUGGGAAAGAGGACUUUUCUCCUACAAAUGACAAAUGUGUCACAUUCUAAAGUGACAUUUGGUUGCGCUCUGGAGGAGUUGUAAUUCUCUUGCUGUGAAUGCUCUGUGGCACGUGUUGUGUCUGCACCAGAGGGUUAAGUGUCAUUUAAGAAGAACCUGAUGUUUUGAAGAGAUCUGUGUUAACAGAGGCAAAAUAGCAAGGGGGAGGGGAGGGGAAGGGAAAGGACAGCUGUAGCAGCAGAAUGUGGAUAUUUCUCUGAGCUGGGUACCUGUGUUAUCUUUGGUGUGAUCUGGGUUACAAACUGCGUCCUUACCAACAUCAUAGGGACACAAGCAGGAGCAGAGGUACCCCGGUGUCAGAAGGGGAUGGUCUGCUUGAGGCAGUUCUCGCCAGCCCGUGGCUGCAGCCUUAUAUCAAGAAAGAGUUAUGAGCUGCAGAUGACCCAGCAAAACAAUAAGCUUGUGUACAGAGUGCAGUCUGAGUGUAUUUGGAAAGGAAAAUCUCCUCAUUUAGGGGGAUAUUUUAUGUGUUAUUUCCUCUUGGCUGGACCCCGAUGUAAGCAGGACUGCAGAAAAGGGAAAAAAUGACCCAAUAAUGUCUUAGUGUUGCAGCAGGUGACUGCCUGGCAAGUUUGCUGCAGUGCCGCGCUGUACAUGGGAUCAAAACUGAACAGUCUGCUCGUGGAAGGCAGCCACGAAGGGAACAUUGCAUCUUAUUCAGAGCAUAACUUGGAAGCUGUUUUGUCAUUAUUGAUUGCAGCUUGGGGCUUCAACAAUUUCUGGCUGACAGGAAGGAAACCUGUAAGGUGCUUAAACAAACAAACAAGAACCAAAACAGCCCAAUGCUGUGUUUGGGUUCCUAAAAUGGCCAGUCAGAAUCUGAUUUCAUCAUUCUAUGAAAGAUAUAAACAUGUUGAACAUCAAAUCUAAGUUACGAUACAUUGCUAGAAACUUUCCAGGAAGAACUGGUGCCUGGUGAGAUUACAAAUGCUGUGGUUUGGUAUUUUAUGGCUGGAAAAUGAGUUAAACCUUCCAUCACACUGACACUUAAAUGGCUUCUGUCGCCAGUCUUCAUACGUCUGACUGUAUGCAGUUCUCUGUGCUUGUCGGGCAGUUCUAGCUGACUGGUAAUGAUAGUUUGUCUCUUGGAUUGAACUGUGGCUUGGCACUAACCGCUUGCUGCACAAGUUUCACUGGUUUGAUUCAGAUCAGAUCUGUAAAUCUGCACUGUAGCUUCAGGAGAAGAGGAAAGUCAGUCCCCCAUGAAGGUGAGUAAAGCUGUGUUUGUCCUGAGCGCAGCAUUGUUACUGUGGGAUGGGAAAGGGUAUUCAUUCCUCCUUGGCUUUGAUCCAGGACUGCUCCUAGCUCAUCCUAUUGCUUGGGGUAAGUGGCCUUUAAAGCUUGGGGAGUGAUGGAAGUGCCCACACCAGCAAAUGGAAUUCGUACGAGAUGCAGGUCCUGGCUGUACUGCAGCACUCUGUCAGCUGUAUGGCUUCAGUUCGGGUCUGUCGCAUGUGGUUUCUAAUUAUUUCCUUUUCUAUGAAGUCUUUCUCCCAUGUUUUCUCCUGGUGAGGCCUCCCAUCCCCAGGCAGAGAGCUGGUGCUGGCUACGAGAUCUAGUGCAUGCAGUGUGUGUUAAUAUGCAGCAGCACAGGAUCCUGUCGCUGCCUAUUUCCUUGCAAGGUCCCUGGAUGCGUUAAACUUUCUGGUGAAUUGUUUUGUGUCCUCUACCAGCAGGAGACAAAAUGCCGGCUGCUAGAGGACAGUAAAAUCAUCUGAAAUGCACACUAUCGUUUUCUGCUUGUCUUCAAUUAAACUGAUUACCAGACUUCUUUGUCUUUCAGAGCUCUGACCGUUUCACAUGCUGCCAGCACGUACUUUGGCAACUGUGGGCCAUGGGAUUUCCUGCAUUGUUUGAGUCUUUGCCAUUGACCUUUGUGGUCGUUGUUUUGGCACCGCCUCUGCUCUGGCAGGGGUGCAAAGGGCAUUAUUCAAACCCUGAAAGAAAAGAGAAAGAAUUGCUUUAAAGGCAUUGAGGGCUCUUUGUCAUCGGUGGCUCCUAGGGUCAUUCCUGCAAAAGAAGGGGAAUUGCUGGGGCUGUCAGGAUAAUUACCACUUUUUUUAUUGUUCUCAUCCCAGUCUAGAUGACAAGGGUGUGAUUUAUAGUGAGUCAUAAAAAUACGCCUUCUAUACAGCGUUACGAUGGUGUCCCUUUUGGACUAAAUGGGGAGAAGCCUGGUUUUGGUUCUUCUCGGGAAGUCUCAUAGGUGCUGGAAGCACUUGGCCGUGCCCUGGCGGUUUGCUGGCUCUGUACUGGGGGGCUGUGGAGGGCUCCGCUGGAGAGACUGGUGGGGUUGUGCUGGAGCCUUGUCACAGCCCGUGCCAUGGACACUGGUUACCACAGCAUUCGAGAAGAUCCACCUCUCCCUGCUGCUGGAGACAGGCAUGCCAGAGAUGCACAAGCCAUCUGCCUCAUCACAAGGGAGGUCGCGUAACCCAUUCCUGCUGCUGUCCCCCAUCGCUGCGGUGGUGAUUGCUCUGCUCUGCCAGGAGUCAGACUGACAUGCACGGGAGGCGGCAAGAAGUCUUUGCAGCAAAAGGAGCUUUUGUCGUGUUUUUCAUGAGUGGGACCUACAGACCAGUCAGUCCAUUCUGUGUAGACACUGUAGCCUUCUUUGUCUGGGUCUAGCAGAGCUGAAUUCCUCCUCCUCUGAAGAAAUAGUGCUGUUCCUGCAUCCCAUGGUCUCUCCCUGUUGCUCCAUGUGGGAGAGUUCUGGUACCAACGGCGCUUUGUAUCCAGCUCUGUGACAAUACACUGAUUUGACCACCUCCCAUUAAAUGUUUCCAGCGUGAAUAUCAGGUGAAGGGGGAGAAGGGUGUCUGAAUACCGAUGAAUGAGCUGCAAUGGAUAACAAAGACUCGGAAGCUGAGAUCCACCCUCUGAAGACUGAGGACGUAAAGGCUCAAGAGAACCAUGAAAACUCUGUGGAGAGAAGAAUUGUCAGCAAGCAGUCAUCGCGACUUUCACGGCUGUCACGGUGGCGCACUGCCGCCUUCUUCAUCUCAUUAUUUCUGUGUCUGAUAAUUGUGUUUGCUUUCUCAUUUAUCAUUCCUUGCCCAGAGAGGCCAGUUUCAGAAAGAACAUGGUUCCGAAACUAUGACAAUGCAGUGGCCUACCAGUUUCUUGCUAUAGAAGAUGCGAACGAAGACAAAGUGCAAGAUGUCGUCUUUGCUUUCAAAGCUAGCAAUGGCAGCAGCAGCUUCAACAAAACCUGUUCGGAUGAAGGUCUGCCUUCUCCAUGUGCCUUCGUUGCUGCUGUGUCUGGCGCAAAUGGCAGAGCGCUCUGGGAGAGGCCUGCUGCCGAGGAAGUUGAGUGGAUGGAGUGUGGCAUCAAGCAGCUCGGGGCAGCUGAGGCCCAGGGUUGCCUGGUCGUGGGGAAGCCGGUGUCUCUUACCGCAGUUGACCUGCGGACAGGGGAAGUUCGGUGGAGACAGUCCAGUGACUUUGGAGCUAAUUAUACUGUGCUGACUCCCGUGUCGGUGAUUCCAGAUGUGGAUAGUGAUGGACUUCAGGACCUGAUAAUCUUUAUUGCUACAGGAGAUAAGAUUAAGACCUUCAUCCAUUCAGGAAAAAAUGGCAAACAGAUCGGCUCCACUGGAAGCCUGAACAUGGAUGGGAAAGCUCGCUAUAUCAGGCUGAACCUGGACUCUUCCUACUACUUCCUUUUCUAUACAGAAAACUCUCUCUAUGCAUAUUCCCUGAAAGAUCUCUACAGUGCAGCAACUGGGAUGGAAAUUAAGCUUCCCAGCCUUGAGCAAGAUCCUCAGUGGGAGAAGAACAUUGACCACACCACACACCACUUAUCCCUUCUCAGCUUUGGAGACAUUCGUUACCUGGCAAAAAUUCCUGGGCGAUCACGGGAGAACAUCUUGGUUGUAAACUCAGAGAUGGCUACGCUAAUCAAUGCACAAAAUCUUCAGACUUUGUGGACCCUCAAUGUCUCCCGUGUUGUGAGUGAGCCGCUGCUUGGUUACUACAAACCCGAUGUUCUUGGUAUUGUCCUUGAGAGUGAAAUUGGACCCAACAGGAAGAAGGUUAUGAUUGUUGAGAGUGGAUCUGGAGCAGUCCAGUGGGACCUGAAGCUAAACUCGAGAGCAGAGAGCCCUGGGCCAGCCACACUUUCUACUGCUGAUCACCGCUCCACCUUCCUCAUCUGGGGUGAAUACCAGGUGCCAGGAAAUGAAACGAGAUCCAGAGCUCCUCUCCAGAAGCUGUAUCUUUUCCAUCCUUCCUACACUAAUGUCCUGUUGGAGCUCCGCAAUAGCACAGACCAAAUAAUUGCAUUCAAUGCCGCACUGUUUGAGCGGAGCCGUCAUGCCUGCUACGUGCUGUUGAGGGGACCUCAAGCCAGUGAGGAGCCAGGGUCAGUGUCUCUGAUGAAGCGUAAGCUGAAGGAGGAUGUCUCCGAGAGCAGGGUGAUCUGGCUGAGCCAGGUGGCUGUGGACAGUGAGCAGUAUGUCCGGGACCGCCUCUACAGGAUGCGAUUCCACAGCCGAGUGUGAGCUUGCUGAGGGAGGGGUAGAGUCUGCCCUGGGCCAGAUGUCUCCAAGCUGCCUCUCCUCUGCAGCCGUGCUCUUUGCAAACCCAGAUCACGGAUUCAAAUGGGAAGCUACCUUUCUUGAUCCGCAAACCAAAGUGUGGCUGGCGGGGAAGCACCCCCAGUGUCUGGGGAUGCCCAGGCUGUGGGGGCAGCUGCCAGUGCAUCUGUCCUCAGAGCUGAUGGGACUUCAGUGCUUGGCCACCACUGAAGUGUCGUCAGCUUGGGGAAGAGGGCUUUCCCCUUGAUCCUUCUGUGCCCGCAGAACUGUGCUGACUCAGCCUGUGUCUGGAGGAAAACACGUGCUUGCUGGGGAUGCCGGAAUUCAUUAUUUCUUGGGUGCUUGUGUGAGAAGUGGAGCUUCGAUGUGUGGUGUUAGAUUUCCUUUCUGAGUCAGCUCUCCUGGCUGUGGGGGAGCUGCUUGGCCGCAGGUUGAUUUGCGAUUGCCCUCUCCUGGAUUUGGGUCCCUGCUUCAGUAGUCAUGGGGUGUGUGUAGUGAUAGACCACAGCCGUGGCUGAUGAUGUGGCUAGGUGUUACCUGGGCCAGCAGAGUGCAGGUUAAAGUGUCAUUGUACUUAGAAAAUGACCUUUUCUCCUAAGAACAACUCCAUGUGCCCUACUCUGCAGUCAGGAGCCUACCUGUUUCUGUCUCUUCUGCUGCUUCCUUUCCAGCCAGGCUGUGCAGCAUUGGUGACAGAAAGGGAGCUGGUCUCCCACCUGAUUUAUGCAUCAAUGUUCCUCCCUGCCCCCAGUCUGAUUAUAGGAGAUAAGAAAUCCACCCUGAGCCCAGGCUGGCUGGUCCCUGCCCGUACAGACACCACCUCUCCUGCUGGUUUUGAGGUGCCAGAGGAUCUAGGACAUUUUUUCAGAGUACAAUUGCACUUUAACCAAUCCUGGGAGCUGGGCUUGCCGCUCUGGGGAGCCCUGUACCCGAGUGGCAAUGCCAGCUGCCCUGCAAAUGCUCCUUCAGCCUUGUAGCUGCUGAGGAGCCUUCUCCAAGCACUGUCCCCUCUGCCAGGAGGUGGGCAGGCUGUAAGACGGGCAGGCUGUAAGACAGGCAUGAGCCACGCGGGGAAACAACGCAAGCUCUCUUUGCAGCACAGCUCCAGAGAGAGCUUUGGGCUGCCUCCCUGCACUUGGAAUUGAAGUGAUGCUGGGUGAGGAUCUUCAGGUGCUGUUCUCUCUGUCCAGCCUGGUAGCCUGAGGGAAUGGGACAUGUUGCUAUGUGAAGAUGAUGUCUCCCCUGGAGACUUCUGUAGCGUGGUGUGUUUGCUCUGCCCUGUUCCUUGGCAGGCACCAGUGUGGACUGUAGAAGUGAGGUGCAAAGCCUGGAAAAUGGUUUGAAUUUGCUGCUUAGUCCUGAAAGCUGCAGUCCCCACACCAGCCGCACUGAGGUAUGAGCCCUGUCCCUACACUGCUGGGCAUCCGUCUGACUGGUGAGAGGAAGGUGGACAGAAAACACACACCAUAAAAAUAACCUCUCUCAAGUUUUGCAUUGCUGGGGCUGGGGGUUGGCCAGUGCCUCCCUCCCUUGCCUAGUCUCAGAUUGGGGUGUGUGUAAAAAUACUGUAGGAUGAGAAACUUAAUGUCAGGUUGUGCAGGGUUGGGCAUCAGUUCUGCUCUUGUGGCAGCCGCUGAGCUUUAACCUGCUGCAGGGCAGCUGCUGGCUCAGGCAGCUGGUGUCACCCAGGCUCAUGCCCACAGCCUCAGCUCUCCCAGCCUUGCAGCAAAAUGAACUGUAGGAUCAGUGGUCUGCCUGGACGCUAACCUCCUGCUUCCAGCUGGCCUGGUAGUUGCCUAAAGGGUGCCCUGGCACCCUCUGCCCUGUGACCAGUAGCUCGGGCAGACAAGGGUGCCAUGUAGGAUGAGUGCUGCUGGCCUCUGCAGAGGUGCACUGGUGACAGAGUCCAGUCCUGGGGCAUCUGGGCUGUGCAAGAAGCUGGAGGUGCUCCCAGAAGAGCAUUCCACAACACCUGAUGCACCCUGAACUCAAAAUGGUUGGCUUCCCCCUCUCUUCCUCUCUUUCCAAACUGUUUUCUGAGGAAGUCUGGGGGUGCAGGGAGGCUCCCCCACUGUGUCCCCUUCCCCUAGCUUAAGUCACCUCUUUGCUCAGCAUGGUAAAGUCCUGAAGCCUAGCAGCCCUGCAAGCCCCUGUGCCAGCGUUGCAGCAUUGCAGGGAUCACAGGCUGCGCCAGCGCUGCAGAACCCAAGUUGCGAGGGCUGGAUUCAGCCUGCCCUUCAGUUGGCUGGGGCAGAGAUGGGAGCAUGGCUGUGGGAGCUGGGCAGUGGGAGCCCCAGGCUUGCGUGCUAGUCUGACCUGAGUGCUGGAUGCAGAUUGCAUCCCACUGAAAUUCCCCUGGCAGGGAGCAAGCUGCCUGGGCUGUAUUCUCACCGCAGUCACACGGUCUCAGCACUCUCCCUCCUCUGAUCCCUACCCAGACCUGACCUUUCCCAUAGGCACACUGAAUGUUCCUUCAGGAGAGCUGGAUUUUUGGCUUUGGGGGGCUUUUCUGGCUUUAAGUUGUACAUUAAUGUUUCCAGGUACUUUGGAAACGCAGAUUUCCCUGUGGCAGCUCAAUUAAAUGCAUCAGUGCCAAACCAGCACCUUCUUAACAAAACAAGUCCUUUUUUUUCCAGCUUAUUUCCUUGUGUAAUUGUUUUUUUGCAGUAUUUAAUGAAUGACUUUGUGCCUUGAUUCAAUAACUCGGAUGGGUGAUGAUGGCAUAUAUCACUGUGUUAUGUAUUAGUGUGUUUUUUAACACUAAGACUGUUUGGUUUGGUUCUUUAACUUAUUGCAAAUUGUGCCCUAUAGGACUUGGUCUAACCGGAAUGGUUUCAAUAAAUCCACUUUUGCAUUGUUUGUAAA